Lactuca virosa is the source of this 882-nucleotide messenger RNA. NCBI's taxonomy places the organism in Eukaryota, Viridiplantae, Streptophyta, Magnoliopsida, Asterales, Asteraceae. The record is from the annotation of a GenBank genome assembly.
GUUCAGACUUCUUUUGUCGUCUUCCUCCUCUUCCCAUUCUACUUCCUCUUAUGCCGCUUCCUUCAUGUUCAUGGCAUGUUUAGACAAUAUCAUUAUCAUCAUGUAUAAUCAUCAUCAUCAACAAAGCUCCGACCACCCUAAAUCCUCCAUUAAUCCACCCAUCAGCCCCCGUAUUUCCUUCUCCCACGACUUCGCUGAAUCUCUCCAUUCUCGUCCCCAGAUCCUCAAAUCCACCAGAGACUACUCCGCUCCGGUUUCCUCCGACUUCGAGUUUUCCGUUUCUAACAACUCCAUGAUGCCUGCUGAUGAGCUUUUCUUCAAGGGUCGUUUGUUGCCUUUCAAGGAUAGUGCCGCCGGAUCCGGUAUCGGACAGAAAACCACUCUUCGUGAUGAGCUCCUUGCCGGAGAAGAUGAAGACUGCAACGGAGGUGGUGGCGGCGGUGGCAGUAGUUUGUUUAGGCCGCCGAAGGCUUCUAGUGGUACACGGUGGAAAGGGUUUUUGGGUCUCCGGAAAUCUCACAUUGGGUCGAAAAGAUCCGAUAAGAACGACGGAUCCGGGUCUGGGUCUGUGUCGGGUCAAGAUGACGUUCAUGCUUCCAAAUCUUCACAGGAAAUGAUGACUCAAGGAGGAGGAUCAAGUAAUUGCCGGGACAUGGAAUUUAGGAUGCAAUGAGUAUGAAUGAUGUAAAGGUGGGGGUGAUUUUUUAUUGGAAGAUGGGGGGUUAUUCGUGUAAUUUUAGGUAGAGGAGUGAGGGUAAUUUAGGGAUUUUCGAUGUGAAAAUCACCAUAGAAGUUUGUGUUUGAUGAUGGAGUUUGCAUGAAGCUGGAUGGUGGAGGGCAAAAUUGUAAUUUUGGUAGUGGGAUAAAUGGAUCUCUAACAGU